Adineta steineri is the source of this 933-nucleotide messenger RNA. The record is from the annotation of a GenBank genome assembly. NCBI's taxonomy places the organism in Eukaryota, Metazoa, Rotifera, Eurotatoria, Adinetida, Adinetidae.
AUGAAUUUUUCACGAAAAAAUGAUAAAAUUAUUUUAAUUGAUGGAGGUCUUGGCACAACAUUGCAAGACUAUGGUUGUGACGUAAAUAAUGAUCCAUUAUGGUCUGGAAAAACCUUAGUCAAACAACCGGAAAAACUUGCUGGAAUACAUCGAGCUUUUAUUCAAGCUAAAUGUGAUUUUAUUUUAACUGCUACUUAUCAACUUUCAAUUGAUCAUUUAAUGAAAUAUUGUCAAUUGUCUCAUGAACAAGCAGAAGAAAUUAUUUAUAAUUCAGUAAAACUUGUUCGAAAUAUUAUCGAAGAGGAAAAAGCACAGUGUCAUGUUGCAGCUUCAAUUGGUCCCUAUGGAGCGAUGUUAUGUGAUGGUAGUGAAUUCAAUGGAUGGUAUACAGAUUCAAUGAGUAUCGAACAAUUCAAAGAUUGGCAUCGACCUCGACUAGCAGUCUUAGCUCGUGCUGAACCUGAUUUGAUUGCUUUUGAAACAAUUCCAUCGCAGAAAGAAGCUGAAGCACUUGUUGAAUUACUAAAAGAAUUUCCAAAUGUAAAAGGUUGGCUUUCGUUCAACUGUCAGGAUACUAAAUCAACAGCACAUGGUGAACCAAUUGAAGAAGCAGUAGCAUCUAUAUGUUCUAAAUCUUCUGCUGAUCAAAUAAUAGCUGUUGGUGUUAAUUGUGUUCAUCCAAAUAAUGUUAUUCCUCUUAUUGAACGAAUGAAUAAAAUCGAUCGUGAUUUAAUUGCCUAUCCUAAUGCUGCUGUUACGUGGGAUGCUGAAAAAAGAGAAUACAAUGGUGAACGUCCUUCAAUCGCACCAUUUAUUCGCUCAUACAUUGAUGCUGAUAUAAAAUACAUAGGUGGAUGCUGUCAUGUCGACCCCAAUCAAAUUCGUACAAUGCGAGAUAUUAUCGAUGAAUAUAGACCAUCAGAGAGAUCAUAG